Messenger RNA from Chrysemys picta bellii (western painted turtle), 2614 nucleotides. Lineage: Eukaryota; Metazoa; Chordata; Testudines; Emydidae. The record is from RefSeq and is a predicted model, not a curated record.
UCCUGUGCAAAAUCACAGCAGCAAGAUGGAGUUUGUAGCCACCUGGGCAAGUCACAUGUCCAGGCACGACUCAGUUUGCAGGCGGCAGCCAUUGGUCACAUGCUGCCUUAAACAUUCCCAGGAAAGCUCAGAUGUGGAUUGGCGUCUCCCAAAGUCCAUUGUCAGUUCAGUGUUUCUUGGUUGGGCACGUCCUGAGAAUAGUCCUUUCUCCAGAAGCUGACCAAAUGCGUCACUGAGGCUACUUGGAAUCAAAUACAUUUGAGCUACAAGUACAGAGCCAAUAUUCAUAACUUCAAAUACAAAAUUGAUACACGCAUACAGACAGCAUCAUCAUAACCAGCAAAUCACCUUCCCAUAGACCCCUCACACAACAACCUUGGCACAAUAUUUGCUGCAAAUAUAGACCAGCGGCUGCAACAAUGAUCUAUAGUCACAGUUCAUGUCAAUAGCGUCACAGAGGAGAAGGGGUCCCCUGUGCUCCCCAACCUGCCCAGGGCCGAGAGGGCAGCUCCGCGUGGUCCUUCAGGCCUGGGCUGCCCCACAGCCUGCUCCCCCGGCAGCACCCAGCCUGGCCCCUGCACUAGGCUGGGGGGCUCUGGGCUGCUGGGUUCUCUCUGGGCGGGUGGAGGUCGGGCGCGUGGGCUCGGCUCAGACGUGGCUGUGCUCCUUGCUGCUCCCAGAGAAGCUGUGGACGGCCCCCGAGCUGCUGCAGCAGGGGCGCCUGCCCCCCCCGGGCAUGCAGAAGGCGGAUGUCUACAGCUUCAGCAUCAUCCUGCAGGAGAUCGCCCUGCGCAACGGGCCCUUCUACAUCGAGGGCAUGGACCUGAGCCCCAAGGAGAUUGUGCAGAAGGUGCGGAACAGCCAGAAGCCGUACUUCCGGCCCUCCAUCGACCUGGGUCUGCACAGCGAGGAGCUGGCCGUGCUGAUGGAGCGCUGCUGGGCGCAGGAGCCCGCCGAGCGCCCCGACUUCACCCAGCUCAAGAUCUUCAUCCGCAGAUUCAACAAGGAAGGCAGCACCAGCAUCCUGGACAACCUGCUGUCGCGCAUGGAGCAGUACGCCAACAACCUGGAGAAGCUGGUGGAGGAGCGGACGCAGGCCUACCUGGAGGAGAAGCGCAAGGCCGAGAACCUGCUCUACCAGAUCCUACCCCACUCCGUGGCCGAGCAGCUGAAGCGCGGGGAGACGGUGCAGGCCGAGGCCUUCGACAGCGUCACCAUCUACUUCAGCGACAUUGUGGGGUUCACAGCCCUGUCGGCUGAGAGCACCCCCAUGCAGGUGGUGACCCUGCUGAACGAUCUCUACACCUGCUUCGACGCCAUCAUCGAUAACUUCGACGUGUACAAGGUGGAGACGAUUGGAGACGCCUACAUGGUGGUGUCGGGGCUGCCGGUGCGGAACGGGAAACUGCACGCCAACGAGAUCGUCCGCAUGGCGCUGGCGCUGCUGGAGGCCGUGAAAACCUUCAAAAUCCGUCAUCGGCCCAACGACCAGCUCCGGCUGCGCAUCGGCAUCCACACCGGUCCUGUCUGUGCCGGGGUCGUAGGGCUGAAGAUGCCCCGGUACUGCCUGUUUGGGGACACGGUGAACACUGCCUCGCGCAUGGAGUCCAACGGGCAGGCACUGAAGAUCCACAUCUCGUCCACCACCAAGGAGGUCCUGGAUGAGUUCGGCUGCUUCGAGCUGGAGCUCCGAGGGGACGUGGAAAUGAAGGGGAAAGGGAAGAUGCGGACGUACUGGCUGCUGGGCGAGCGGACAGACGACAGCAUCAUCUGAGGCCGGCCCUGGGCUGACUCGGGCUCUGCACUGAGCGGGGCUCUGUCGCUGAGCUCCGCGCACAGGAGGCUGCGCUCCGUCUCCGAGCACCACUCCCUGGCCACAGCAGGGAGCGCCCGGCACGCAGGCCCCGACCAAAGCAGCCGAGCUCCACGGGGCCGAGCAGCGGGGCCCUGCUCUGCUGGCAGACGCGCAGGGCUGGCACUCAGCCGAGGCGCCCUGUGCACGGUGAGCCGUGCUGCCCACCCGGCCCUGCCCACCCCAGCUGAGUCUCCAGGGCCUGGUGGUGAUGGCGGGAGCCAACCAGGCCCUGACUGGUGCCAGCAGGGCCGGCACGACCCCACAGUGCUCCUCAGAGCCUGGCUAUACUCUGUGCCAGGGAGAGGCUGGCGGGGCCCUGGGCACCGCCUGAGAACGAGCCCUCAGGGCCCUGAGUCUCUGUAACCCGUGAUCCCCUGUCCAGGCUCGGCUGGCUCUGAGCCCCUAAGCCUCGCCACCCCCGGGCCCAGCCGGCUCUGAGCCCGUCCCCCCAGGGGCCUGGCUACUCCCCCAUGGCACUUGGCCUUCUCUCCAGUACUCAGCACCCUCCCCCCAGGUGGGCGAGCUGGGGCUGCUGCCAGGGGUGGCCCUCAGAUGGGGGGGUGGCUUCCUCGCCCACUGUCCUGUGGCCUGGUUCACAUGAGCACGAUGCAGCUGCUCGCGCCGUCCCUUGCCCUGUAACUACCCAGUGGGCUGGGCAAACACCCACACCCUGGCAGUGCCCACAGCCUCCCCCGGGUGUAAAUGCAGGGAUCAAACCAUGCACACGACUGUGUUGAAAUACAGACUUCCUGAACCGAA